Molecule: messenger RNA, 2415 nt
Organism: Lachancea lanzarotensis
Lineage: Eukaryota; Fungi; Ascomycota; Saccharomycetes; Saccharomycetales; Saccharomycetaceae
Gene: UBP3
Product: LALA0S07e01376g1_1
Exons: 1
Coding region: 1-2415 (804 amino acids)
Biological process (GO): protein deubiquitination
Cellular component (GO): cytosol; nucleus
Molecular function (GO): cysteine-type deubiquitinase activity; cysteine-type endopeptidase activity
Source: RefSeq, a predicted model, not a curated record
AUGUCCAGCAACCUACCGAAAGAUGGCCAAGAUGCCUCGUAUUCCAUGUAUCCGCCCACCUCACCAGCUGUGCCACCUGCUAAUAUGCAAUAUCAAAUGGGUGCAUACGGGAGCCCUAACAAUUUCGCAGCACAGUACGGCUACGGUUAUCCCAUGCCAAUGGACAUGUACGCGGGCCAAGGAGCACCAUUCAUGGGUUAUGGGAUGAAUCCUAACAUGAUGUACUAUGUUGGAGGGAACAAUGGUGGUAACCAUGCUGUGCCUCCUCCAAGUGGGCAGAAGAGAAAGUACUACACCAACAAACAUGAAAAUGGGAAUAAGAACAACGACCACCAAUACUAUGGAAGCAGCACCAACAAGAGUGGAUCACUUUCAGGUGCAUCCACCAACACCAAUGCGACGGCGAGUAGUACUGCCAAGAGUGUCCCAAUCACUAUCAAAAAUCAGUACAAAUUUGAGAUUGGUAACAGCAAUUCCGUCAGCACCGUUGAUCUUGAAUUGAAAUAUCCCUUUUUCGUCAACACUGACGCUGGUUCUUUCCGUCACGCUCAGGUCAAUAGAGCCAAGAUGACUCUCGCUGCUCUGAAUGAAAAAUUUGGCUUCCCUUUAGAGCUUUCAACGCCUGAGCUCGAAAAUAAGCUUGGCGAAAAUAUUAAUGCCGAAGUUGAUGUCAAUGUUGACAUCGAUAUCGAUGGUGACGUUGAAAUGGAGAAUGGCCAGGAUACUACGGAACAGUUCCAAACAGCACCUGCCACAGCGCCUUCCAUUCAGCCAGAGAUCCAAUCCACUCCAAAAUCCAGUGCCGCUGUCGAAUCCAAGGAGAGAGCUGCACCGUCGGAACAACCUGCAGAGGUUCCCGUGAUUACUGCUCCUCCUAAGAGCUUUAAAUCAUGGUCUGCGGUGGCGCUAGGUGCUGCAGGUACCAGUGGAAUCUCAAAAUCCGCUACAUCCGCGGACAAGAAGGACAAAAAAUACAUACCUCCCACGAUCAAAAGCCUUGAGCCCGUGGGUGUAGUUGCAUUGAGGGUUUGUUUUGAUCCAGAAUACGUCAAAUAUACCACAGAGAAUUUGAAAACUUCCGGAAUGGCUGUUCAGACUAUCGCUGCCAGAGGUAUCGUAAACUCGGGGAACAUCUGUUUCAUGAGCUCAAUCUUACAAACUCUUUUAUUUUGCCAACCAUUCGUGAAUCUACUGAAUUUGAUCAGCGCUAAAACGGCGGCCAAGAUGGGACCUACUGGCUCUGCUCUCUUAGAUGCAUGUCUCGAACUUUACCGCAAAUUUGACAAACAAAUUUUGGCUAAAGAGAAAGCAGCGAGAGUGGAGAAGGGUUUGUCGGAAAUCUCAUCGGCACUAGCGGACGCCAUAAAUCCAGAGGGUUUCUAUAAAACCUUAUCAAAGCUUUCUAAAUUCAAGGAUUUAAGAUGGGGUCACCAGGAGGAUGCAGAAGAAUUCCUGACCCAUUUACUCGACCAAUUGCACGAAGAAUUUGUGCAAUCCAUAUGCAUACUCUCGGAGAGCGAUAUUUUGAAAUUAAUCAAGAGUCUCAACGACGAACAUUCUAAGAUCGUUCUUAUCAGGAACUUGACCACCUACAAAGACGCAAAUUUUAUCAAAAACCCUUCAAGUGAGCUAAAGAAUCUGCUUGAGAAGUAUGGCCUCGCUUCCGAUGAUUCAGAAGAAGACCAAGAGAAAGGCUGGCAACAAGUUAGCAGCACAAGCAAGAAAGGCAAAAAGACUAAGACAGCAGCCAAGAGAACCGUUAUAGUCGAGCCGUCUCCUAUUUCUGUCAUUUUUGGGGGCCAAUUCCGCUCUGUUCUAGAUGUCCCACAAAACAAGGAACCCCAAUCCAUUACACUUGAUCCAUUCCAAACCAUUCAACUCGACAUAUCCGAUCCUGCUGUUGAAGAUGUUGCUAGUGCAUUCCGCAAGUUCAGCGAGUCUGAACAGAUUCCAUUCAAGACCACUACAGGCAACAGUGUAGAGGCAAAAAAGCAAACUUUCAUUGAUAAACUGCCGCAGGUCCUUCUAAUACAGCUUAAAAGAUUCUCGUUUAUUAAUAACACGGAUAAAUCUAAGAUUGUCAACUACAAUGCAUACAGUGGUCGAGUGGAGAAGAUUCGGAGGAAGAUUGACUACGGUCAUGAACUCACGAUACCAACCGAGUCCAUAGCGACGAACACCACUCUUUACAAACCUGGCGGAUCUACUUACAAGCUAAUAGGUGUAGUAUAUCACCAUGGUUUAAGCCCUAGUGGUGGUCACUACACAUGCGACGUUUUCGACGAAAAUCUCAGCAAGUGGUACAGAAUAGAUGACAUCAGUUUGCAGGAACUGGAAAAAGAUGAUGUUCUCGGUGGAGGAGAAGAAGGAAACGACUCAAGGACUGCCUACAUACUGCUGUACCAAAAGCUCUAA